CCUCUCGUCUCGCCCCUUCUUCUCAAUCAACCCAAAACCAACGGAUGACACAUGGGACACCAGCCGCUGGCCCGGAAAUAUACCCAAAUCCAAUCCAACCGGCACACGUGAAGAACAGUCAUGGGCGUGAUCGACGCGUGGUUGGGUUGUUUCUUGCUGAUGGCCCUCGGGGGUCGCCUGGUGGCCGGCACCACCUGCUACUUCCCCGAUGGCACGGAAGCAACCAACUACACGCCCUGCUCCGAUGACGGGGUCUCCUUUUGCUGCAACGAAAACUCCAUCUGCCUGUCUAACGGCCUAUGCACCUCCAUGCAUCAACCUUAUGUCCUCGGGCGGGGAGCCUGCACCUCUCAGAGUUGGAACGAAACCUCCGUCUGCGACGAUGUCUGUCAUGGAAUUACCACCGCGUGGGGGACAGCAUGCUCGCUCAUCCUUUACAGCGAUGUAAAUGGGAAAGCCCUUUACUGCCCCAAUUCCAUCAUCUCCAAUGGCACCAGCUCCAUCGGAUGCGCGGAUGGCGUCUCUCCGAUCCAGGUCGCUACUGGCCAGCCCAUUGCCGGCAAGGCCUACCUGUCCAAAUACACUCUCACUUCUUCCAUCACCACGACCAAUACCACCAGUAAUAGCAGCAGCAGCAGCAAUGACAAUUGCGCAAAUACCAGCAGCGGGAAUACCAACAACAGCACCACCGGCAGCAACAGCACAAACGAUGGAGACAAAGUCAGCCGGGAGACUCUAGCGGCGGUAGGAGCGGGCGUCGGCGUCCCACUGGGACUGCUGGCCAUGGCCUCGCUGGGCUAUGGAUAUAACGAAAGAAGAAAGCGGGUCCAACUGCAAAACUCUCCAGCCUUCAUGUCUCAAAUGCAUCACACCACAGUAUAUCGAUCCAACCUGGGGCCCAAAGAAUUGUCCGGGCAAAUUCCACUCCACGAGCUAGGGGAGAUGAAUCGGCAUGAGCUGGCUGGUACAGUUCCGUGAACUGGAAGACUGGGACGGAGUAAGCAGCAUCUGUCGGGUUAAUGUGUUUCUUGUUUUUGUCGCUGCUAUAGCCAUUCUAAUCAAUUUUCUAUCAUCUGUUCUCUGUUCCCGGUGGACCCUUUCCUUUGUCUGGGACCGCCGUCGACAACUGGUGCGGCACCUGCCGCCAGAUGCUCCCAUCCCAUCCCAAUACCGUCUCCCGCUCUCUUUUAUCGGUCUAUGGCAGUAGGUCUCCGGCCCCUUAUGCCGAGUUAUCUUGUGAAUCUCGUGCCGUGCUUAGCAGUCGCACCGAGUAAGCAAUGGGGGAUGCGACCGUGUGGUCGGUCGGUCAUUCAACCCGGGUGAGCCAGCCGGCAUUCAGUUCCAAAAUCCGGACGAGAUGGGUCUGUUCAAG
This is a messenger RNA of Aspergillus sclerotioniger CBS 115572, 1372 nucleotides long. RefSeq lists its product as uncharacterized. NCBI's taxonomy places the organism in Eukaryota, Fungi, Ascomycota, Eurotiomycetes, Eurotiales, Aspergillaceae. The transcript has 2 exons. The coding region runs from base 121 to 978 and encodes 285 amino acids. The record is from RefSeq and is a predicted model, not a curated record.